Messenger RNA from Sporothrix schenckii 1099-18, 405 nucleotides. RefSeq lists its product as uncharacterized. Bases 1 to 405 code for a protein of 134 amino acids. The transcript has a single exon. The record is from RefSeq and is a predicted model, not a curated record. NCBI's taxonomy places the organism in Eukaryota, Fungi, Ascomycota, Sordariomycetes, Ophiostomatales, Ophiostomataceae.
AUGUGCCAUAGAUUCAAGUCCAGGUGGCUGACGUGCAUCGGCGCAAACGCUAUUAGAGACGCAAAGAUUAUUGAGCGGAACACAUUCUAUUCGGGAGCUGCCGUCGUCAGAACGCGGGGCCGGUACUUCGUAAGGACCGGUGAAUCUGGAAAUGUCGGCAUCAAGGGCGUGGGCAAAUGUUGGUAUGUGAUUGCUGCAAAAGAUGAAAGGAAGAAAAGGAGAGAUGGAGAGGACCGACGGCUUGACAUGCGUAAGGAUCGUGCCUUCUUUGACGGAAUCUCAAUGUCCAAAACGGAAGGCGCAAAAAGCACCUUCCUCGAAAACUACUUCCGGCUAGAACGGAAAGAACGUUCACGAGAUGCAUAUGCACGGACAGAAGGCAGCUUCCUUGAAAGGAAGGACUAA